Messenger RNA from Staurois parvus, 2432 nucleotides. The record is from the annotation of a GenBank genome assembly. Lineage: Eukaryota; Metazoa; Chordata; Amphibia; Anura; Ranidae.
CCACAGGGCAGCCAGGCGGGCCGAUCUCCGGGGUACAUCACACAACUUACCCCCUUCUCCUUAACCCUUUCCUCCACCUCCAGGAUCAGGCCGUCUCACCCCUCCGCGCCUUGUAAGAUGCGAUUCCUAAGCUGGUCGCUGUUCCUGGGCGUCCUGCUGUGCUGUGGCAUUCAUGGGGAUCCCACCAUCACCCCUCGGCUGAAGCUGUCCUAUCACGAUCUGUCCCUCCACGGCCUGCGGACCUACACCCACAACCGCUCCUGCUGCUACGACGCCCUCCUACUAGACGAGGAACGCGGUCGCCUCUUUGUGGGCGGGAAGAAUUACCUGUUGUCCCUGAGUCUGGAUGACAUCACCAGGAAUGAGCUCACGAUUCACUGGCCGGCACUUGUGGAAUGGCGGGAAGAAUGCAACUGGGCAGGAAAAGACAUCAAUGUGGAAUGUAUGAAUUAUGUGAAGAUCCUUCAGCUGUACAAUCGCACUCACCUGUUCACCUGCGGCACCGGAGCCUUCCACCCCACCUGCGGCUACUUGCACGUGGGACAACGCACGGACGACACGGUGUUUAGGCUGGACAUGGCGAGGCUGGAGGAUGGGAAAGGACGCUGUCCAUACGACCCCAAGCAUGCAGCGGCUUCAACGCUUAUUGGAGAUGAACUCUACUCCGGAGUCGCCACAGACCUCAUGGGACGGGACUUCACCAUCUUCCGCAGCCUGGGACGGCGCCCGCCCCUGCGCACUGAGCAGCACGAUUCCCGCUGGCUGAAUGAGCCGAAGUUCGUGAAAGUUUUCUGGAUCCCGGAAAGUGAGAACCAAGACGACGAUAAAAUCUACUUCUUCUUCCGGGAGACGCCCGUCGAGGGGCUCGGAGGCGUCAAACAGUCGUACGCCCGGAUCGGGCAGAUUUGUCGGAAUGAUGUGGGAGGUCAGCGCAGUUUAGUCAAUAAAUGGACAACAUUCCUGAAGGCGCGACUUGUCUGCAGCAUGCCGGGAACCGACGGAGGAGGGGACACUUAUUUUGAUGAGCUUCGUGAUGUUUUCCUGUUGCAGACCAGAGACAGAAGGAAUCCUCUCAUCUACGCUCUCUUCUCCACCUCCAGCUCGGUGUUCCGUGGCUCCGCGAUUUGCGUCUACACCAUGAAUGACGUCCGCAGAGCCUUCCUGGGGCCCUUUGCUCACAAGGAGGGGCCCAACUACCAGUGGGUGUCCUACAGGGUAGAGUGCCAUACCCCCGGCCUGGCAUGUGUCCCAGUAAAACAUUUGGAAGUUUUGAUUCCACCAAAAGCUUUCCGGAUGACGUCCUGCAGUUUGCCCGCAACCACCCGCUCAUGUUCAACCCAGUGGUGCCCGGAUCCGGAAGGCCAAUCUUCCUCCGCAGUCACAAUGGGGUCACCCUAACCCAGCUGACCGUAGACAGGGUGACGGCCGCUGAUGGAGAGUAUGACGUCAUGUUCAUUGGAACAGAUGUUGGCUCGGUGCUGAAGGUCAUAUCGGUGCCCAAACACAGCUGGCAUCACCGGGAGGAGCUGGUCCUGGAGGAGCUGCAAGUCUUCAAGAACGGCUCGGCGAUCACCAGCAUGCAGCUCUCAUCGAAGCGGCAACAACUAUACGUGGGCUCGGCGGUCGGCGUUUCCCAGGUGCCUCUGCAUCGUUGCGGUAUCUACGGGAAGGCCUGCGCAGAGUGCUGCCUGGCUCGGGAUCCCUACUGUGCCUGGGAUGGGAACAGCUGUACCCGGUACCUACCUAAUACAAAGAGGAGGUCUCGUCGGCAGGAUGUGAGAAAUGGUGACCCCAGCAGUCUGUGUUCAGGAGAGCAGCAGAGAGUGACUGUUCAGGAGAAGCGCCUGUUUGGAGUUGAGGGAAGUACAGCAUUCCUAGAGUGUCUCCCCAAAUCCCUGCGCGCCCGGGUCACAUGGACUCAUCAGAAGUCUCCAGAGACACCCAGGAAAGAGGUGCAGUUCGAUGAGCGUAUUAUCGGUACUGAUCGUGGGAUCCUACUGCGCACAGUGAUGAGGCGUGACGCCGGGACCUAUCUGUGCCACUCUUCAGAACACGGCUUCACGCAGGUCCUCCUUCAGCUUAACCUAGAAAUCAUUCCCACCUACCGAGCAGAGGAGACCCUUGGCCCCCAUCGCGUUCCACCGAUGAGGUGGUACCAGGACUUCAUGCGGCUUGUCCAACAGCCAGGCUCCAAAGGUGAGCAGAUGUGCGAGGAGCUGUGGGCCCGCAAAGGCCGGGCCACGCACCCACCAGGCCCCCAGGGAGCUCCUCAGGUACCGGCGGCAAAGGGCCCAGGCCGACCGAUGCCACCUCUAAGCAUAAAAGCGAAAGCCCAGAAAUGGAAACACCUGGAGGACAAGAUCAAAGUGCGAAAUCGCCGGACGCACGGGCACCAAAGGGCUGAACGGGGCCCUCGCAGCGCUUCAAGUUAG